AUGCAGGAACUGUUGAAACACGCAAGACGCAAACAAUGGGAUCCAGAGUGUGUGGCUGUUUUGGAAGAGCAGAACUCUACACUUCGUGCACAGGUAGCACAGCUGCAAGCUGACCAAGCUUCAUCUUUAACGUCGUCCGAAAAUCCUUCCGGUACUUUGUCGUUGGCGAACACGACGAAAGCUCCAAGCUUACCUUCUCAUCAAGCCAAUGUUUUGGUCGGGGAGCAAAGGAAUACGGCUCGUACAGAGCUCCCGUUGUUUUCUUCAGCUAUCAAUGAUAUUGCCACACUAGUGUGGAGACUUGACCUUGGUGAUAAAGGAGAGCCUAUGUUCAGUAGACCAUCUGGUAAUUUCUGUAUUCCUUCCUCCGCUGAUGCAGCUGUAGCCAGAUCUGAAGCGCGUAAAAGGCCACAGGUAUUCAACAACAUGAUGCCCAUCUACGACGCCUGUUACAACCUGAGCUUGAAAAUGAAUCUCAUGAAUUUGUUUCUAACUCAGCUCAAUCCUGAAGAGAGGAAUGCUGGAAAGGAGUUUGAAGAGUGCAUGGAUAUGAAUUCGGUUAAGGCUUGUCGUGAACAACCCUCACUACCGGUGGUUCAAGCACUCAGUAUCAUUGCGUGGAGGGAAUUGCGUCAGGAACAUAAUAGUUGUGCCUCUCUGUAUAUCUCUAUGGCCGGUGGUCUUGCUAUGGGUCUUAGUCUCCAUGCCAUUGGUCUAGGUGCUCUUUCCAAGUCUGACACUUCCAAAAGACUUUUGGAACAAGAGCAGGAAAAUCGACUCAGAACGUUCUGGUCAUUGUUCUUUAUCGAUCGAACAGCUGCCACUAUGCUUGGCAUCAGUUGUGUAGUUCCCUGGCUGCUAGUUUCCAUCUCCACGGCCGCAUCUAUACCACCACGUUCCGCCCUCUUCCUCCAAAUGUCUUACCAAAUGUCUCUUCUCAUGAUUCAUCGCCCUUAUCUCGGUGAUCCACCUGCAAGUGACUCAUUUUCACUUGCCUUCGCGACAAUAGCAUCUGCUGCGAUUCGCAUGACUCAAUAUAUCCACUUAUUCCGCAAAAGCUAUCUAGCAGAACCCACAUGCACACUACCAUCUUUGGGAAAUGACAAACAGGAUAAACCUACAGCGGCUCUUCCAUUUAUCGUCCAUCAUAUCCUCACAGCAUCCAUCGUGCAUCAUCUCUUCAGGACCUCACGCACGCCAACUCAAAUAUCCCUCGCGCGCCGCAGACUCCAGAUUUGCAUGGAGACUUUAACGGCUCUACAGAAUGACAAUUCGAUUCAAAACUGUUCUGAUACGACUCAACACUCUACGGUCAAUCCAUCAGAAAAAUUCGAUACCAAUACAAUCCUAACAUCAGAAGUUAUCGCGGGUAGUCACGACGAUAUCUGUGAUCCUCACACGUUUCUUCCAUACGUCACUGACUCGGCCCAAGAAUUGGAUCCAGAUCUCUAUACUGCCGCUUUCUCGACAGAAGACGGAGAUGAAUUGUGGAUGGGCCAACUUGAUUUCAUGCUCAACGAAAAUGCAAACUCAAGUUCUUUGUGGAGGGAUUCCUCUCCGUUUCCUGGGGUUCUUAGUCCUGCUCGUGAGUUUGACUUUGGGAGGGGUAUUUUUGAUGUUCCGGAUUUGCAGACGCAUGAUUCGGCUCAGAUGGGUUAG
Botrytis fragariae is the source of this 1659-nucleotide messenger RNA. RefSeq names its product putative c6 transcription factor protein. The record is from RefSeq and is a predicted model, not a curated record. Lineage: Eukaryota; Fungi; Ascomycota; Leotiomycetes; Helotiales; Sclerotiniaceae. Gene Ontology annotation, molecular function: zinc ion binding; DNA binding. Bases 1 to 1659 code for a protein of 552 amino acids. Gene Ontology annotation, biological process: DNA-templated transcription. The transcript is spliced from 6 exons.